Passer montanus (Eurasian tree sparrow) is the source of this 1790-nucleotide messenger RNA. It is a transcript of the gene FBXL13, whose product is annotated as F-box and leucine rich repeat protein 13. The record is from RefSeq and is a predicted model, not a curated record. Lineage: Eukaryota; Metazoa; Chordata; Aves; Passeriformes; Passeridae.
AUGAGCUCAAACGAGGAGUUUGAAGUUUCCAACACUUCCCGGAAGAUGAGCUCAAACGAGGAGUUUGAAGCUGGUCUUUUCCGACUUCCUGAGUGUUGGAAACAACUGGAACAUGAUUGGUGUACAAGCAUUGUAAUUGAGUUCUGCAAGGGCACAGAAUACCUGGAACACUGCCACAUCUCUUCCUGCCCUCAGCUGACAGAUGAAGCUGUGAAAACAAUGGCAUUUCACUGCCACAGGCUGACAUCUGUCAACAUAGGAGGUUGCCCGAAGCUAUGCACAAGAAAUAGGAUGAUUGAUAAAUGUAUCCAAUACUUGGCUCCAGCCUGCCAUUAUCUCCCCUUGGAUGUCUCAGGUUGUAUUCAUCUUGCUGACAGUACAAAAUUUCUUUGGAAAGGCUGUGAGCAACACCAGAUUCUCACAACACUGUACUGUAGAAAAAUUGCCAAACAAGCUGUCUUGAAAGACACAGCUGAACUGGAGAAACAGGAACAUAAUGAUGCUGACCAGCCUUCCUGGCAAUAUGUCUGGGAUGGCAACAUAACCACCUUCACCAAAAAACACAGAUCAGAGCCUGAAAAAACAAAUUCUUCAAAAUGAAAAAUGAACAAAUUGUGCAGCAUCUCUACAGUUCAAGGGCUUUUCUCUAGAGUAUGAAAACACCACUGUUAUUUUUUCUUAAAACUAAUCACACUUUAAUAAAAGGCUAUUUGUUGCAUUAGUAAAGAAGCAUAGCAAAUCUUUCUCACAGGAGUAUGAAUGCCUUCAAGCAAGACAGCUGCACUCAGACAGCACUGCUAACCCUCAGAUGUUGAUUCAAGCUGUCUUCAUCUUUCAAUAAUGAAAGUUUUUGUAGUCCCGUGCAGAGUAAGCAAUGAAUAAAUCUGCAUGUGUUGGAGGAUUUGUUUGCCAUGAAGGUCCUCUCCAGGACAUAAACACUGACUCCCCAGAGAACUUCACACUUGAUGUGGCUGGUACUCAUCAAGUGCAGCCUUCUUGAGGAGUUGAGAGCAGUGAGUAGGCAGUGACUACAGAUUCUUUAAUACACAACUACACCCAUACAGUUAAGCACAGUUCUCCACUUCCCAACAGUCACUUGUGCACCCAGAGCCCUCAUUCUCAUAAAACCCUCUUGGGCUGAGUCCAGCUCUCUGAACAAGCUGAUGCUCGUGUCUGCAGGUCUGAACUGGGGGCUGGCUGGCAGCUGAGAGAGCAGGAGAACCAAGUUAAAGGGAGCACAGAUGAAAAAAGUGUUAGAGUAUAAAUUUGUUCCAGUUACAAGAAUGUCUUCUCAUCAAAUGGACAAAAAAAGAUAUAUGGGCACACAAGGGAUUUGCCAUUCAAAUUCUAAUUGCUGAUAACCUACUUAUCUUCCCUUGUCUAGAGAAAAAUACAGUUUCACCUCAUUAGAGCAGAACAAGACAUUGUUCAAUGCCUUUGGGGAAACUCAUAAGGAAGGGUUUGUCCUUUUUCAACUCAUUCUUGACCUUUAUAUUAACAUUCUAGCUGGUCUCAACAUGUUUUAUCUUGGAAUGAAUAUAAUCAGUAGCUUUAGUGGUAGCACAAUUUUUCUGCUGGCUGAUUUAAACUUCUUUAAGCAAGUAACUAAACAAGUCUGAUGUUUAGUUCCUGCUAGAUUUAGAAAAUUGAUGAAUUCAAAGUCUUGAGUUUGCUUUCUUUUGAAUAUGGAACAAAUAACAUGUUUCCUUACUAUGUUCUCCCUUAAAUUUUUGCUGAUGCAGCAGUCUCAAAAAACACAACCUCAAUCUCAGAGACUGACAGGCUUUGUA